This is a messenger RNA of Spodoptera litura, 1245 nucleotides long. NCBI's taxonomy places the organism in Eukaryota, Metazoa, Arthropoda, Insecta, Lepidoptera, Noctuidae. The record is from RefSeq and is a predicted model, not a curated record.
AUGAAUAUAUUGUUUGGACUUACUUUGUCAUUUUUAUUACAAGUCCAGUCCAAUUUUUCCCGUCGUUACAAAAGAAUAUGUGGUGAUAAAAUAUUCUCAAAUGAUCAACAUUAUUCCAAUAUAUUGGAUAACAUAAAUAUAUAUCCAGACUCAGACUAUCUUGAAAAUGAAGUUGAAACAAGUACAUUCGACAAUAACUGCGAUUGUAACCGUCACUUACCACCAUGUGAUAGGCCUUCUACCUGGCGUACCACAAAUGUACCAAAUGUACCAACAAAACCAAUAAAAACUACACCAAAGUCUACAACUCCAAGAUCUACCACAAUUCGGCAAACCACCGAAAAGUCAACGUACUACGUUACUAUACCAACCGUUCCUACUUAUACUAGUACUGAACUAACUGUGCCUUCUUCUUCUCAUUCCACGACUACCACUACAAGGACAACAACCACUACAACUGCUGCUAGUACAAUUCCUGAUAUUUAUUUUCCUACUACUACUGAACCUUAUACAUUUUAUCCAACUACCACGACAGAAAGUCCAAGAGAUGAAACAACCACAACCACAAUUACUACAACUGCUGCUAGAACAACUACUGAUAUCUUUUUUCCUACUACUACUGAGUCUUAUACAUUUUAUCCAACUACCACGACAGAAAGGUCAACACAUAAAACAACCACUACAAUCGCUGCUAGAACAACUACUGAUAUAUUUUUUCCUACUACUACUGAGCCUUAUACAUUUUAUCCAACUACCACGACAAAAAGGUCAACACAUAAAACAACCACUACAACCGCUGCAACAACACCUACUACAACCGCUGCUAGAACAACUACUGAUAUUUUUUUUCCUACUACUACUGAGCCUUAUACAUUUUACCCCACUACCACAAGUCCAGAAGAUGUUAAAAAAAAUGUAACUGAGGUGACAACAACAGUGUCAACAGCUACAACUACUCGAUGUGAAGAAGUUGAGGCAGGUGAGAAAAAUACCACUUCUGAUGAAAAUAUUACUAAAGUACCAGUACAAAAUAACACUCAAUCUGAAAAUAAAACUGAUGAAAUACCUCCACGACCUACCAGUGGUAGAACGAAAAAUAUUAAUGAAAUUCCGACGAACGAUGAACUUUGUGAGGCUAAUCCAAAUUUGAAGAAUAAUUGUGUAAGACCAAAGACAUGGUUGACAACUGUCAAAGGUGAAACUAGAGAUUUCUUUAGAAUUCUGCAGACUUCGACACCUAAAUAA